AUGGCUCGAUUGGGACUGUUCGGUAGCGAUAGCAACCAAAACAAUCAGAGCAAUGCCGAAUUCAACGAGAAGCCCCUACCUAUUCGGCUGAAUGAGCGUAGCUCAGACCCAGCUCAACCUCACACCGUCUCCAUGGAGCCCGUAGUGAGGAUACACGCCCUCCCUUCCCUCGACGGCGUGAUCGUGAAGGUCGAGCCCCCGCGGGAGCCGGCAAACAACCAGCUGGAACACGUCCCUUGCGACAUUGUGUUGGUUAUCGACAUCUCUGGGAGCAUGGCCGCCGAAGCCCCGGUCCCCACCCAGCCCGGCGAAACCCCAGAGCGGAACGGCUUGUCGGUUCUGGACCUGACGAGACACGCCGCCAGAACGAUUAUGGAAACUCUGAAUGAGAACGACAGGCUCGGCAUCGUCACGUUUGCCCACACCUCGCAGUGCGUGCAGAAGCUCACGCCCAUGACGGCGAGCAACAAGGACAAGACGUCAAAGAAGCUCGACCACCUCAAGCCCCAGGGCAUCACAAAUCUCUGGGGCGGCAUCAUCGAAGGCCUCAAGCUGUUUGACCGGGCCGCCGGGUCGUCAGAGGGAAAGGUGCCGGCGUUGAUGGUCUUGACCGACGGCGUGCCGAAUCACAUGUGCCCUCCGCACGGAUACGUCCACAAGCUACGCCAGAUGCAGCUGAAGCCGACGAUACACACAUUCGGGUUUGGCUACACACUGAGGUCGGGCUUGCUCAAAUCCAUCGCCGAAGUUGGCGGUGGGAACUACUCGUUCAUUCCCGACGCCGGCAUGAUUGGCACCGUCUUCGUGCACGCCGUGGCCAACCUGCAAUCGACAUUCGCCAACAACGCCGUGCUGCGACUGACAUACCCAAAAUACCUGAAGCUGCAGGAAACCACCGGCGAGUCCGUCGACAAGCAGGAGCCGGUUCAGCCCGACGACCCGUUCGAGCAAGACCAGCCCGACGCGACAAUGCAGCUCUCCAUCGCGCUCAACAACCUGCAGUACGGCCAGUCGCGCGACAUGUACCUGCGCUACGACAGCGCCGUGCAAGACGCCGUCGAGUACAGCUUCGACAUCGACGUGUCGCCCGUCGUCACCGCCACGCUCGAGUACCAGCACUUUACCGACGCCGUCCGCAGGACGCCCGCCGUGAGCCAGGACGUGCUGGCACCCACCACGACCCUACCCCCCGCCGAGAUCGCCUACCACGUUUCGCGAUCCGCCAUCGUGUCCUUCCUCGCGACGCUCGCCCCGCUGCGCGCCGACGGCGAGCACCAGCCGGUCGCCGUGCUCGACGAGAGCAUGGCCGGCUUCACGGCGCCCCUCCAGCAGCUCAUUGCUACCCUCCCGGCGAGCAGGCCCGAGUUCGCGUCUGACGCGGCGUGCCGGUCGCUGCUCGACGACCUGUGCGGCGCGGACCCGCGCGGGCAGGUCAGCCUCGCGCUGAGCCGCGCCGACUUCUACUACCGCUGGGGCAAGCACUACCUGCAGAGCCUAGCCGGGGCGCACGCGCGGCAGGUGUGCAACAGCUUUAAGGACGUCGGGCCGCUGAUGUACGGCGCGCGCAGCCCGCUGUUCGUCGCGUGCCGCGACCGCCUCGACGCCGCCUUCGACUCCUUGCCCGCGCCCCGCCCCAGCAAUUUGCCGGCGGCCGACUCGUACGGCUGCGGCGUCGCCAAGAAUCACGCAUCCUUUGCCAUCAGCAUGCAGAACUACAACCGCUUCGACAACCCGUGCUUCGCCAGCAGCUGCAAGGUCCUGCUCGCCCCGCCGGCCUCGGCUCGCGGCAAUACCGGCGCGCAGAGGAGUUUAGGGAUAGAGGGAGGAGCGGCAGGCCCCGAGCCGCUGCUCAACGUCGGGCGGCUGGGCGCGGGAAAGAGGGUUCCGGUGUCACAGCUGCGCAGGGGCAUGCGGGUGCAGACCCCGCGAGGCGCGCGGCGCGUCAGGGCGGUGCUGCGGACGCCUGUGGCCGGCGCGGCUAUGUGCGUGGUGGGCAGCGGCGACAAUGGCGGGGAGCAGCUGCUGGUGACGCUGUGGCACCCCGUGUACUACGCCGGCGGCUGGCGAUUCCCGCGGGACGUGCAGACGACGGGGGCGGCGGCGCGGCCCGUCCGCUUUACGGGCUCCGUGUACUCGGUGCUGCUGGAGCGCGAUAGCGACCCGGACGCCCACGCCAUCCUCGUCGGCGGCGUCUGGGCCGUCACGCUCGGCCACGGCAUUGCGACCGCGGCCGCGGCCGGAGACGACGACGUCCGCGCCCACGCGUUCCUGGGCAGCUACAGCAGGGUCGAGAAGGGCCUGGCCGGGCUGCACCGGAGCAGCGGCGGGCGCGUGCUUGGUGGUGGUGUAAAGCGCAACCCGCAGACGGGACUGGUCGACGGGUUUAAGCGCGCCUCGGACGCGCAGAUGGCGAGCGCUGUGGCGGUGGGUCAGAAGGAUUCGGCGUAUGCUUUGUCAGUGGUGCAAGUACAGUACAACCGGAAAAGCCGGCGCAGUCGGCAAAUGGUGGAGGUGGUGGCGCCAGCAGAACCGGGGCUACCAACGUCACAAGCAAAACUGGCAAAGUCACACAAGUCGGCAGAGUCACACAAGUCGGCAGAGUCGGAAAACCCAGCAAAGCCGGCGGAGCUGGUAAAAUCAGGAGGUGAUGGUGGUGCCACGGCGAUCAAGCACAAUCAGCAAAUCCCCCACAACCAUUUCCGCAAGGAUUGGCAGAGACGUGUGCGGUGCCACUUCGACCAGCCCGGCAAGAAGGUCACCCGCCGUAUCGCUCGUCGUGCGAAGGCCGCCGCUGUCGCUCCCCGUCCCGUGGAUAGCCUCCGCCCGAUUGUGCGAUGCCCUACCGUCAAGUAUAACCGCCGCACACGCCUCGGCCGCGGUUUCUCGAUCGCCGAGCUCAAGGCUGCCGGCAUCCCCAAGCUUUAUGCCCCUACCAUCGGCAUCAAGGUCGACCACCGCCGCGCAAAUCUGUCGGAGGAGGGCCUCGCCGCCAAUGUCGAGCGCCUCAAGGCCUACAAGGCCCGCUUGAUUGUCUUCCCCCGCAAGACCAACAAGCCCAAGAAGGCCGAUACCCCCAAGGACCAGCAGACCGGCGAGACGACACAGAGCAUCCGCAGCGCCUUUGGCGUUGUCGACGCCAUUACCGCCAGCUUCUCCGAGAUCAAGAAGAGCGACCUGCCCAAGAACGUCGAGGGUGGUGCGUACAAGGCCCUCCGGAAGGCGAGGUCGGACGCCCGCUAUGUCGGUGUCCGGGAGAAGCGCGCGAAGGAGAAGGCGGAGGCCGAGAAAGACAAGAAAUAA
Molecule: messenger RNA, 3300 nt
Organism: Lasiosphaeria miniovina
Lineage: Eukaryota; Fungi; Ascomycota; Sordariomycetes; Sordariales; Lasiosphaeriaceae
Product: ribosomal protein L13e-domain-containing protein
Exons: 9
Coding region: 1-3300 (1099 amino acids)
Biological process (GO): translation
Cellular component (GO): ribosome; cytosolic large ribosomal subunit
Molecular function (GO): structural constituent of ribosome; RNA binding
Source: RefSeq, a predicted model, not a curated record